Molecule: messenger RNA, 4523 nt
Organism: Nematostella vectensis (starlet sea anemone)
Lineage: Eukaryota; Metazoa; Cnidaria; Anthozoa; Actiniaria; Edwardsiidae
Exons: 2
Coding region: 1857-3242 (461 amino acids)
Source: RefSeq, a predicted model, not a curated record
AAGUUGCAUACUUUGAAAUGGUUAUUACCUUUAGAAUGUUUAUUACCUCGCGAAUAACCAUCGCAUAUUCCUUUAAAACAAAGAUGAAGAGUUAUAUUCUUGCAUUUGACUCAAGAGAAGUCUUUGCCCACUCCCAGUCUCGUACCCAGACGUCGCGCGAUGCAUGACGGUCAGGAUGCGGUUUCGGGGUCGGAAUUCGCUUGACGUCUGGCAGAACUCAGGAAAUAUAUUUUUCAAAUAUCUUGCAAGCAGCGUUUUUAUGACCGUUUUUUUUACUUUUUUUGUGCACAAGUCUAAGGGCCUACCUACACACACUCGUUGUAAACCAUUUAGUUUUAUUUUCGGUGGUUCCCUGUUCAAUUAGACGGUAUUUUAAUUUCGUAAAACCCAAGACGGCGGACGACACUGGUGAGCUCGAUACAUCAUUUCAUGAAAUGAAUUUGGAGGUCUGAAUGUUCUGGCACUCAUUUGAACUCAUACUGCUCUGGUUGGAUUGUAUUUAUCACAAAUAUACACUUUCAGAGAUAUAAUUCGAGCACAAAUUGUCUUUAUGUUCCCUAGAAGAAGCUCUAGAGCGAGGAAGUCGGUAUUCGCACAUGAUCUUACGCCGAAUUCCAAACUCCAGAAAAGUAUUUAGGCUAUUUCUGUACUUGUCAUGUGCACAUGGAAUUUUACAGGCAAGAAAUGCAGUAUGGAUAGGUCCUUCUUCGUCUGUGAAAAUUCGUAACAUUUUUGCUCGCCGAUUUCGUCCGCCAUCUUGGAUCUGUAAUCUGCCAGUCGUUAUUUUUUUUCCGUCUUCGCUUCAGGAUUCCUGUGGAUAUCCGCGCAACAGCAAAUAACGACUGGGUACGAGUCUGAAUGCCAAGUUGACCGUUUGAAAGCGUACUCCCUGUUUUCCUGCUGGCGCUACUUGUCUCUCGGCUUGUCCGCCUGCAGCACGGCACCGUAAGGGUCUUAAGAAUUCUUUGCAAAAACUUUCAAUGGAUGUUAUAUAGAUAACAGGAUUCACUGCGGAGUUGAAGAUAAAAAGCGCCACGUAGAUGAAAGAGUAGGCAUUUUCAAAGACACGUCGUCCGAGAACAUGAUCCAACAAAUUUCACAAGGUGUUGAAGCCAAAGAUUACGAAGAAGAUAGUCGUCAUUGCAAGUAUUGCAGCAACAGUUCUCCUGUUUCUUUCCUUCCUUAGUCGGAUGGCCGCAGCUGAGAUGUGAGCUGCGACCUCUUCGUCUUUAUUCCAUAAUGUCUUUACAAUCUUGAAAUACAGGGCGAAAAUGACAAUAGCGUGAAACAAGAAGAUGAGAAGCACUAGCAUAAACCGCCUGUACCUUCAGGUUUGUCGGGUGCUUCUCCUAGCACUAGCAUAACCGCCUGUACCUUCAGGUUUGUCGGGUACUUCUCCUAGCACUAGCAUAACCCCCUGUACCUUCAGGUUUGUCGGGUACUUCUCCUUGCACAUGCCGUCCUAGAAUCCGUCUCCAUAAAUGGAUAAGAAGCACUAGCAUAACCGCCUGUACCUUCAGGUUUGUCGGGUGCUUCUCCUAGCACUAGCAUAACCGCCUGUACCUUCAGGUUUGUCGGGUGCUUCUCCUUGCACAUGCCGUCCUGGAAUCCGUCUCCAUAAAUGUCGGGAGAUGCGAUGAUAGCUAUUCCAACCAACCAGCAGAUAGGAACAAGCCAUUUCAGCCUGUUAUAAGAAAUGCGCCAUUCUUGCUUAAGAGGAUACACGACGGCGAAGACCCUUUCAAACGCGAUGACCAUCAGUAAUGUGGGGGAGACGUCGGCCGAAAACCACACUGCUUGGGGUGAUUUACAAAGACGUCGGCUAACAUCGGGUUGUGCUGUUGGAGAGUGAACUGAUGAAGGUUGAUUUACAAAUGGCGUCGGCUAGUAUCGGGCUUGUGCCGUUGGAGAGUGAACUGAUGAAGGUUGAUUUACAAAUGACGUCGGCUAGUAUCGGGCUUGUGCCGUUGGAGAGUGAACUGAUGAAGGUUGAUUUACAAAUGGCGUCGGCUAGUAUCGGGCUUGUGCUGUUGGAGAGUGAACUGAUGAAGGUUGAUUUACAAAUGGCGUCGGCUAGUAUCGGGCUUGUGCUGUUGGAGAGUGAACUGAUGAAGGUUGAUUUACAAAUGGCGUCGGCUAGUAUCGGGCUUGUGCUGUUGGAGAGUGAACUGAUGAAGGUUGAUUUACAAAUGGCGUCGGCUAGUAUCGGGCUUGUGCUGUUGGAGAGUGAACUGAUGAAGGUUGAUUUACAAAUGGCGUCGGCUAGUAUCGGGCUUGUGCCGUUGGAGAGUGAACUGAUGAAGGUUGAUUUACAAAUGACGUCGGCUAGUAUCGGGCUUGUGCCGUUGGAGAGUGAACUGAUGAAGGUUGAUUUACAAAUGACGUCGGCUAGUAUCGGGCUUGUGCUGUUGGAGAGUGAACUGAUGAAGGUUGAUCUACAAAUGACGUCGGCUAGUAUCGGGCUUGUGCUGUUGGAGAGUGAACUAAUGAAGGUUGAUUUACAAAUGGCGUCGGCUAGUAUCGGGCUUGUGCUGUUGGAGAGUGAACUGAUGAAGGUUGAUUUACAAAUGGCGUCGGCUAGUAUCGGGCUUGUGCUGUUGGAGAGUGAACUGAUGAAGGUUGAUUUACAAAUGGCGUCGGCUAGUAUCGGGCUUGUGCUGUUGGAGAGUGAACUGAUGAAGGUUGAUUUACAAAUGGCGUCGGCUAGUAUCGGGCUUGUGCCGUUGGAGAGUGAACUGAUGAAGGUUGAUUUACAAAUGACGUCGGCUAGUAUCGGGCUUGUGCCGUUGGAGAGUGAACUGAUGAAGGUUGAUUUACAAAUGACGUCGGCUAGUAUCGGGCUUGUGCUGUUGGAGAGUGAACUGAUGAAGGUUGAUCUACAAAUGACGUCGGCUAGUAUCGGGCUUGUGCUGUUGGAGAGUGAACUGAUGAAGGUUGAUUUACAAAUGACGUCGGCUAGUAUCGGGCUUGUGCCGUUGGAGAGUGAACUGAUGAAGGUUGAUUUACAAAUGACGUCGGCUAGUAUCGGGCUUGUGCUGUUGGAGAGUGAACUGAUGAAGGUUGAUCUACAAAUGACGUCGGCUAGUAUCGGGCUUGUGCUGUUGGAGAGUGAACUGAUGAAGGUUGAUUUACAAAUGGCGUCGGCUAGUAUUGGGCUUGUGCUGUUGGAGAGUGAACUGAUGAAGGUUGAUUUACAAAUGGUGUCGCUAUUAUCGGGCUUGUGCUGUUGGAGAAUGAACUGAUGAAGGUUGAUUUACAAAUGACGUCGGCUAGUAUCGGGCUUGUGCUGUUGGAGAGUGAACUGAUGAAGGUUGAUUUACAAAUGGCGUCGGCUAGUAUUGGGCUUGUGCUGUUGGAGAGUGAACUGAUGAAGGUUGAUUUACAAAUGACGUCGGCUAACAUCGGGCUUGUGCUGUUGGAUAGGGAACUGAUGAGUUUUAUGGGCGUCUGCAUUGCUCUAUUUCGGCGAAUUAAAAUGCAUAUCACAAUGUUUCCGAGAACCGCGAAAGAGGCCAAAGAAAGGUUGACGGAUGUUAAUAGGACCAUUUUGGGAGACUUUUAAUCAUGAUACGCCCCAACUGAAGGAUUGUACACUGAACCCCACUAGAAGUACGACAAUUCACGUUGUAUUUGCAUUUUGAAUUAAACAAUCACCAGUGCAACUUAUCGCUAAAGUGGUAGUAGAAAAUGAUCACCAACACUCGACCAAUCAGCGCCCACCCGAAAUCUCAUAGUGGUAGUAGAAAAUGAUCACCAACACUCGACCAAUCAGCGCCCACCCGAAAUCUCAUAGUGGUAGUAGAAAAUGAUCACCAACACUCGACCAAUCAGCGCCCACCCGAAAUCUCAUAGUGGUAGUAGAAAAUGAUCACCAACACUCGACCAAUCAGCGCCCACCCGAAAUCUCAUAGUGGUAGUAGAAAAUGAUCACCAACACUCGACCAAUCAGCGCCCACCCGAAAUCUCAUAGUGGUAGUAGAAAAUGAUCACCAACACUCGACCAAUCAGCGCCCACCCGAAAUCUCAUAGUGGUAGUAGAAAAUGAUCACCAACACUCGACCAAUCAGCGCCCACCCGAAAUCUCAUAGUGAUUAAGGUGGCGGGCUACAAUUGUUUUAGUUGAACAGCUCAUCCUCUCAUUAGUUGAACAGCUCAUCAUUACCUGUAGAAGACUUAUUUUAAGAACGUUUUUUUUUUCUAGUUCUUUGAAUUUUUUAUUAGUGAAUCCUUGCUUUAUCAGAUGACGUUAAAUUAACUACUCUUUGAAGUACAAUUCUAGAUGACACAAUAUUUUUACAGUAAAUAAAAAUCUCGAAAUAUAAGUUUUUCCAAAAAAAAUUUAGGUGACUUUAUCCGACAUAAUUCGUCAACGGGAGUCUAUUUCUAGUGCGACUCUAAUUUUGACAACCGACAAAAGAAAUUGCAAACUGGCCAUUACAUUAAAGACACUAGACGACGUGAGUGUAGACAGGGUAGAUUCUGUCACGUUAGUACUUCCACGAAUACAAAAGGUUUACACAGCA